ACACACACCUGCUGCCCUCUAAAAGAAAAAUCAAAACAAAUCAAACAAAUAAACAAACCUCAAUUGAUGGACCUGGAGGAGUAUGUGUGAGCGUGGGGGGCAUGAGUAUGUGUACGAGUGUGCAUGCGUUUCCCUUUCCCUUAUUUGUCUCCUGUGCGUCUCUCCCUGUACCCUCCCCCUGCCUCAAUUAUAUUAUUCCCCGGGACUUGGAAGAUGCUCCCUGAGCUGACGCUUUGAUGGUAUCUGCAAGCGUUUGUGCUGAUCUUAUUUCUGCCCCCUGAAUAUUAAUUCCCGAAGCUGCUAGCAAUACAGCUCCCCAGUGACGGGACCUACUAGAGGCAGGUGGGGGGAGCCACCAUCAGUUCAUAAGCAUAAUAAUAAUACAAAGGGGAGGGAUUCUUCUGCAACCUAGAGGCUAGAGGCAGGGGGGAAAAAAAAAAAAGCGAUGAGUUCGACAAAUACAUGGAGCACAGGAAGCUCAGUCUACUCGACUCCUGUAUUUUCACAGAAAAUGACGGUGUGGAUUCUGCUCCUGCUAUCGCUCUACCCGGGCCUCACUAGCCAAAAAUCUGAUGAUGACUAUGAAGAUUAUGCUUCUAACAAAACAUGGGUCUUGACUCCAAAGGUUCCGGAGGGUGAUGUCACUGUCAUCUUAAACAACCUCCUGGAAGGAUAUGAUAAUAAACUUCGACCUGAUAUAGGAGUGAAACCAACAUUAAUUCACACAGACAUGUAUGUGAAUAGCAUUGGUCCAGUGAAUGCUAUCAAUAUGGAAUAUACAAUUGAUAUAUUUUUUGCCCAAACAUGGUAUGACAGACGUCUGAAAUUUAACAGCACCAUUAAAGUCCUCCGAUUGAAUAGCAACAUGGUGGGGAAAAUCUGGAUUCCAGACACUUUCUUCAGAAAUUCCAAAAAGGCCGAUGCACACUGGAUAACCACCCCCAAUAGGAUGCUGAGAAUUUGGAAUGAUGGUCGAGUGCUCUACACUUUAAGGUUGACAAUUGAUGCUGAGUGCCAAUUACAGUUGCACAAUUUUCCAAUGGAUGAACACUCCUGCCCCUUGGAAUUCUCCAGUUAUGGCUAUCCACGUGAAGAAAUUGUCUAUCAAUGGAAGCGUAGUUCUGUUGAAGUGGGGGACACAAGAUCUUGGAGGCUUUAUCAAUUUUCAUUUGUUGGACUGAGAAAUACCACUGAAGUAGUGAAGACAACUUCUGGGGAUUACGUGGUCAUGACUGUCUAUUUUGACCUGAGCAGAAGAAUGGGAUACUUCACCAUCCAGACCUACAUCCCCUGUACACUCAUCGUUGUCCUAUCCUGGGUGUCUUUCUGGAUCAAUAAGGAUGCCGUUCCAGCCAGAACUUCUUUAGGCAUUACCACUGUCUUGACGAUGACUACCCUCAGCACCAUUGCCCGGAAGUCGCUCCCCAAGGUCUCCUAUGUCACGGCAAUGGAUCUCUUCGUAUCUGUUUGCUUCAUCUUUGUCUUCUCUGCUUUGGUGGAGUACGGCACCCUGCAUUAUUUUGUCAGCAACCGGAAACCAAGCAAGGACAAAGACAAAAAGAAGAAAAACCCUCUUCUUCGGAUGUUUUCCUUCAAGGCCCCUACCAUUGAUAUCCGCCCACGAUCAGCAACCAUUCAAAUGAAUAAUGCCACACACCUUCAAGAGAGAGAUGAAGAAUAUGGGUAUGAGUGUCUGGACGGCAAGGACUGUGCCAGUUUUUUCUGCUGUUUCGAAGACUGCCGAACAGGAGCUUGGAGACAUGGGAGGAUACACAUCCGUAUCGCCAAGAUGGACUCCUAUGCGCGGAUCUUCUUCCCCACUGCCUUCUGCUUGUUCAAUCUGGUUUACUGGGUUUCCUACCUUUACCUGUGAAGAGGUAUGGGUGUUACUGAUGUGGGUCUUACUCACUAAAUCUCAUGGAGAGAGAAUGUCCUUUCUAAGUCCACUUAUAUAAUCCCCUGAGUGGUUUAUAAUACUCUGAAUUUGUUUCUGUGUUCUAACCUGGUAAAUUGUAUUCAUGUCAUAUGGUUUGCACCCAACUCUCCUGUGGUAAAUAAGUGUAAUUUGAGCUAUACUGUUCGCUGUGUCUCAAACCUGCAAGGCCAAGUGAAAUUAGAGCAGGAACAUUGAAACCAAACAAGAUUUUGUUUUCCACAACAGGAAUUGCAAUAGUGAAAGCCAUGACUAUUUACAGUGGUGGUAUCCUUACUCAAUUCAAAAUACAAUUAGAUGCAAAAGAUCCCAAACUGUAUCCUCUGUUCAUCUGGGGUCAAGUUGUGGUAAAUUUGAUCCCAAUAGGAGAUCUCCCUUAUCUGAGAAAAAUCACAACCUGCUUUAAAUAUGGGAGCCUACACUAGAAAUCGAUUUCAUCUCCAGCCCAAGAUAUGAGGAAAAUUUCCUCCACAUCACAUGUACAAUGAUGUAAAUAUUUCAGUAACGUAGAAUGCUUCAAGUUUAAUGCAUGCAUCUCUCUAGAGCCAAAACAAAUGGAUUGAAGUUAACAUCAUAAAGUAUUUUAUUCUGUGUCUUUGGGCUGUAAAAGAAUCAUGAAUGUAAUUAUAAGGGUUUAGGGUUUGGAAUUGGAGGGAGGAAUUUUCUCUACCUUCUCCCUCAUGCAUGAAGAUUCAAACAUCUUAUGUUUUCCUCGUACGACAUAUUGAAACACCUUAAGUAAAAUACAGACUGGAUGAUUGACAUCUGCCACCUCGAAAUAUGCCCAGUUUCAUAGAGAAUAAAGUAAAUGUGUGUGCUCGCUGCUACUUUGUUUCUUCCUUUUAGGAUGAUAGGUCAUAACAGAACUUACUCUCCAUUUCAAGAUCUGCUUCUAGUGACUGUGAAUGCCUUGUGGGCAGAAUCCUUGUCAUUUCCUCUUUGGGUCCUCAGCACCUUGUAUAGUGCUUGGCACAUAGCUGGCGCUCAAUAAAUGUGGUUGGAAGUGAACUGGCUUUAUAUGCUUCUGGUGAAUCUCUCUGAGCUGGUCUGGAACCAGUGAUUCAUCUUCUCACAUAGGCAUUAGGCAGUGCUCUUUGAUCUUGUAGAAGUAAACAGAAGGAUCCAAAGAAUUUUGGCUAUUUUUGUUCCUUAUCAAACAUUUACUUUAGGCAAAGUCCAUACUCCUUUUAGAACAAUAUUGACAUCCUCCAUUUAUGUACAGAAAUGAGUCUAGUAGGGCAUAAUUAGAACCUGUGUAUUAUUGUUCCAGGUUUGGAGGGGCGUCAGCUCUGACGCAUCCACCCCUUCACUGAGGACAGAUGACAGACAUAAGCAGGAGUCAUACCUGACUGGUGUUCAGAAUGGAGUAAUCUACGCUCUGUGAAAACCAAAAUGUACUGAAGUUUACAUUUAAAAAAAUGAAAGAACAAAUGAAAGACCUACAUGGAGGUUGAGCCUAUGACUGUGUCCUCAUUCAAGGAUAUUGUACUCACAUGAAGUGGUGGUCCCAGACUUCAAACAUAAUGAGUUGAGCUCCAUGUUCAUGUAUUCAUCCUGAAUCCUUAUUUUUCUAAAAUAGCACCCUUUGCAAGUUCUUCCUUUUGGCAAUCAUUGCUCUAAGUCAGAAUUCAAUCAUAGCUAUAGAUAAUCUAAAAAGAGUAGAAAAGAAGAGAAAGUGGCAUUGUUAAUAGAAAACCAUGUAAAGUCAUGAUCAAGUCAUCUGGAUGAAUCUUGAAAUACAUUUAGCUGCCAAUUUUACAAACCUUUACUGUAUCAGUGCUCUAGUAUAUAACCUCAAACACAUGUAAAUAGAAUUAUUUUCUUGUUUUGAAUUGUUAACAUAUUAAAUGUUGACUCUUUGGGAGAGUUGUUGGCAAAUUUUCAAUGACGAGAAACAUGUUACUAUUGUCGACUUGAAAUGUAUUCCGUUAAUGGGGACACUCAAAAAAGCUAGCUUUCCAAUGUGUGCAUAGUAUUGGCAACAUGAAUAUAUAUUAUACAUAAUCUAAUUCUUAAUUAUCAGCUGCUCCUGGUCUAUGUAUUUGAAAACCUUUUCACAAAGGGAAUUGCUUAAUAUGUGGACUUUUACAAUAAAAAUGCUGCAUUCUAA
This is a messenger RNA of Orcinus orca (killer whale), 4043 nucleotides long. RefSeq names its product gamma-aminobutyric acid type A receptor subunit gamma2 (gene GABRG2). The transcript has 10 exons. NCBI's taxonomy places the organism in Eukaryota, Metazoa, Chordata, Mammalia, Artiodactyla, Delphinidae. The record is from RefSeq and is a predicted model, not a curated record. Gene Ontology annotation, cellular component: GABA-A receptor complex; neuron projection; postsynapse. Gene Ontology annotation, biological process: monoatomic ion transmembrane transport; nervous system process; synaptic transmission, GABAergic. Gene Ontology annotation, molecular function: benzodiazepine receptor activity; transmitter-gated monoatomic ion channel activity involved in regulation of postsynaptic membrane potential; inhibitory extracellular ligand-gated monoatomic ion channel activity. Bases 446 to 1873 code for a protein of 475 amino acids.